This is a messenger RNA of Leptosia nina, 4221 nucleotides long. The record is from the annotation of a GenBank genome assembly. NCBI's taxonomy places the organism in Eukaryota, Metazoa, Arthropoda, Insecta, Lepidoptera, Pieridae.
AUGCGAUUGAUCAUCCUUCUAUUCCUUAUAAGCAAUGGCUUAAACCUAGUUCUCUCUGCUCGAAUACUGGGACUUUUCCCUCAUCCUGGAAAGAGUCAUCAGAUUAUUUUUGACCGAGUGAUGACGGCGUUACCCGGACGCGGGCACCACGUCACAGUAGCUACAUUCUUCCCCCUCCAGAACCCGCCAGACAAUUACACACAAGUCAAUUUACAAGAGCUGGCGCAGUUGAGGAUGGAAUCGGUGAGCUCCGCGGACUUUGAAUAUCCAAGAUGGUUCGAGAGAAUACCUAUUAUCGGAAGUAUUAUCGAUCAAUACGCACAGCAUCAGGUGCUUGGAAACGUAGCCUUAGAUAUCUGCGAGAAACUCAUAAAGUACGCGCCGUUAAAGGAGGUGUUGAAAAAGGAAUAUGAUCUAGUAAUUGUGGAGACGUUUUCUAGCGUUUGUAUGCACGGGCUCUUGGAUGUGUAUGAAAUAAAGGCACCAGUGGUUGCCCUUGCGAGCUGUUCCCUUUUUCCCGGUGUAGCUAGACGAAUGGGUGCUGGCGAUAAUCCAGCUUAUGUGCCCAUCGUUUCUUCGUCGUUUUCACAGGAAAUGACGUAUUUUGAACGUUUAGAAAACACCAUUUUACAUAUUCUUUUCAAUGAUUUCUACGACAAAUUUCAUAAAAAGGAGCAAGCUUUGAUUGAAAGGGUGUUUAAAAGAGACAUAGAGGAUAUAAAUGCCCUUGCGACAAACGUGUCUUUGAUUCUUGUAAAUACCCACCAUGUCUACAGUGGUGUUUAUCCUCUUGUGCCUGGUAUCGUCGAAAUUGGAGGCAUUCAUGUGACACCGAGUAAUCGAAGUUUGCCACCGCAUAUAGAAAAAUUCGUGAAUGAAGCUAAAAAUGGAGUAAUCCUGUUCAGUUUUGGAUCGCAGAUCAGUUCCACUUCAAUCUCGUCUAGGGUACAGCAGCUUCUUAUAAAAGUAUUUUCUCAUCUAAAACAAAGAGUUAUUUGGAAGCACUCAACGGCCGCUGAAGAUGGGACAUUUAUUGGUAGGAACAUUUUGAGGGUGAAGUGGUUGCCCCAAGUGGAACUAUUACAGCAUCCUAAAGUCUUAGCGUUAGUGGGUCAUGGGGGAUUACUAGGAAUCUACGAAGCAAUAGCGUUCGGCAAACCGAGUCUUGCAAUUCCUAUAUUCGCCGACCACAAAUUAAAUUCCGCAGCGCUUAAAGCGAUUGGGGUGGGCGAAGUUCUGCCCAUUGUUGACCUGCAGGAGGAGAACCUUAGUAGAGCCUUACAACUCGUGCUAAGUGAAAAAAUUCGUCAAAGAGCUCGAUUAGUAGCGUCAAUGUGGAAUGACAGAGAAAACCCCCCUAUGGACACAGCCUUAUUCUGGAUAGAGAGAGUCGACGUUCAGUCUCAAAUCGAAGCGGGCAAGUGCAACAUGCAUUUACACACAUCGUGUUUCGUAAUUCUGCAAGCCGCUUGCAUCGUUCAAGCCGCUCGUAUCCUGGGACUAUUCCCACACCCGGGGAAAAGUCAUCAAAUGGUCUUCGACCCCCUGCUAAAAAGAUUAGCGGAAAGAGGCCACCACUUGACGGUAGCUACAUUUUUUCCAUUAGAGAAUCCCCCGAGCAAUUACACAGAAAUCAGCCUUCAAAGCCUCGCUGAGCUCAGAUUGGAAACGUUCAGCGCUGAAGAUUUUGAAAAGCCGAGCUUUCUUAUGAGAGUGCCAAUUUUAGGUGAUACUUUAAGCCAGUACGUGCAACACGAUGGCUUAGGAAAGCUGGUUGCUGUAAUUUGUGAAAAACUGACGAAGUAUCAACCGCUUAAUGAUGCACUGAAAAAUGAUUAUGACUUGGUAAUCGUGGAACGAUUUGAUAGUGCUUGUGUUCACGGUUUAUUGGAGGUGUUCGGUAUUACAGCACCAGUUAUCGGCAUAUCGUCGUGUGCUCUAAUGCCUGGUGAUGCUGCGCUAAUGGGAGCUGAUGGAAACCCAGCGUAUGUACCUAUAGUCACAUCAUCUUUUUCGCAUAGAAUGCCCUUUCUACAACGCGUUGAAAACUUUAUAGCGAGUUUAGUACUUCAGCACAAGUAUCAAACAAUUAGGUCCAAAGAAAGAGAGAUAAUUGAAAAGCAUUAUGGUAGAUCGAUUACUGAUUUGGAUAAGCAAAUACAGAAAAUAGCACUACUAUUUGUGAAUACGUUUUUCGAGAGCAACGGAGUGUACCCGCUUGUGCCUGGUAUUGUUGAAAUCGGUGGAAUACAUAUAGAUCCUGUACAUAGAACUUUGCCGAAUUAUAUCAAGAGAUUUAUAACAGAAUCAGAACAUGGGGUAAUUUUAUUCAGCUUUGGAUCACAAUUGAGUUCAACUUCCAUAUCAAAGGAAAAACAGGAGAUGUUCAUUAAUGCCUUCUCUAAAUUGAAAGAACGAGUACUUUGGAAGUUUGCAGAUAGCGAUCCUGAAGGAACUUUUGUUGGGAGCAACAUUUUGCGUGUCAAAUGGAUACCGCAAAAUGAUUUAUUACAACACCCAAAAGUCAAAGCUUUUAUAUGCCACGGUGGUAUGCUGGGCUCGCUAGAAGCUGUAUCUGCUGGAAAACCAAUGAUUAUUAUACCAAUUUUUGCUGAUCAAAAACUGAAUGCAGCUGCUUUGAAGGCCUCAAGUGAUGCUGAAGUUUUAUCGUUAGCAGAUCUGAAAGAGGAAGAAUUAGAUAAGGCCUUACAAAAUGUUUUAAGUGAAAGGACACGUAUAAAAGCGGAACUUGUGUCAGCCAUGUGGCACGAUCGACCGGCUUCUCCUCUGGAGACAGCAGUAUUUUGGACAGAACGAGUCAUUAGAUGGACAAACCAGUCGUCACUCUAUUCUGAAGCCAGAAACCUAACCUUCUAUCAGUAUUCUUUAUUAGACGUCUCUUGCAAGGAAAGCGGCACUAUGCACUUUAAAGUGAUAAAAUGUUUGUUACUCCUGACGAUUUUCAAGAGUGUGGAAUCCGCACGAAUUUUGGGGCUAUUUCAAUUUCCAUCUAAAAGCCACCAGGCGAUGUUCAAUCACAUUAUGAAAACGCUAGCGGAACGCGGUCACCACAUCACUGCGGCGACUUUCUUCCCCAUGGACAACAAACCAGAAAAUUACACAGAGAUAAACCUUCAAAGCCUCGCGCCUCUAAAAUUGGAAACCGUGGACAUAAGUACCUAUGAAUUUCCCAGAUGGUACACACAAAUACCAGUUAUCGGAAGAUCUAUAGAUCAAUACGACCAAUUUCUUACUUUAGGAAAAUCUUCGCUGUCGACUUGUGAGAAACUCAUAAGUUACAAGCCACUUUUAAACGCAAUGAAAGAGGAGUACGAUGUUGUUAUCUUUGAAACGUUAAAUGAGGGAUGCGUGUUGUCACUUCUGGCUGCAUUUGAAGUCAAAGCUCCUUUAGUAGGCAUUAGUACAACAAUCUUCUUACCUAAAGAUACUAUAAGAAUGGGAGCUGACAAUAACCCCGCUUACGUCCCUGUUCUCACAUCUUCGUUUACACAUAGAAUGUCCUUCUUGGAGCGUUUAGAAAAUUUUCUUAUAUACCUGAUUGCUAAAGCGCAUAACCAGAACAUUUGGAAUCAAGAAAGAGCAAUGGUUGAAGAACGAUUUGGUAAAACGAUUCUAAGUGUUGAAGAUAUAGAUGUCGCGGUGACUCUGGUUAAUACUUUUCCCGAUUUGAAUGGUGUUAAUCCAGGUGUACCUGGAAUAAUUGAGAUUGGAGGUCUACAUAUACAAGGUGGCAAUAAGAAACUACCUGGAUUUAUUCAGAAGUUCCUUGACGAAGCAGAUGAUGGUGUUGUGAUAUUUAGUUUCGGGUCCCAAAUAAAUUCGACAUCACUCUCGGAACGGAAGCAGGAAAUGUUUCUUAACGCUUUCGGCAAAUUGAAACAAAGAGUUCUUUGGAAGUAUACAGACAGUGCAGAAGCGGGGACGUAUAUAAGGAAAAACGUUUUACAGGUGAAAUGGCUACCACAGGCUGAACUUAUAAAACAUCCCAAAGUAAAAGCGAUGAUUUACCACGGAGGUAUGCUGGGCCUGACGGAAGCCAUAUCAGCAGGGAAGCCUUUAAUCAUCGUACCGAUAUUUGUGGAUCAAAGGGUUAAUGCCGCAACGAUCAAAGCAGCAGGGAUCGGAGAGAUGCUAUCGCUUCCAGAUGUCCAAGAAGAAGAUAUCGAUGCUGCUUUGCAGAGUGUUUUAAGUGAGAAGUGA